CCGCGAGUCCGCGACUCCGCACCAAGCAAAUCCCCUGCCCCCAAAAUAUUGCUAGGGAUUCGAGGGGAGGAAAAUCCAGGCGCCCAGGCCUGGCAAUCCGUUCGUCGGAGAGGCCAUGAGCUCGGCGCAGGAUCCGUUCUACAUCGUCCGGGAGGAGAUCCAGGAGUCGAUUGAUAAAUUGCAAAGUAACUUCCACCGCUGGGAGCAAACUGCUUCAAACACAGGAGAAUAUGUUCAUCUGACAAAGGAGCUUCUGACCAGCUGUGAAAGCAUCGAGUGGCAGGUAGAUGAGCUGGAAAAGACAAUCUCAGUUGCAUCAAGGGAUCCAUCAUACUAUGGACUUGAUGAAGUUGAACUUUCCAGACGAAGAAACUGGACUGGUUCUGCUCAUAAGCAGGUUGGUACAGUUAAGAGAGCUAUUGAAAAGGGCAAGAGCAAUGUAGCAACUUCAAAAUACCAGGAUACAAGCAGGACCAACCACUAUUCUGCCCAAGAUAAUGAUGACUUUAUCUCUUCAGAAUCAGAUAGGCAGCUUCUACUCAUGAGGCAGCAGGAUGAAGAACUUGACGAGCUCAGUGAAAGUGUUCAAAGGAUUGGUGGCGUAGGACUAACCAUACACGAAGAGCUGUCUGGACAGGAAAGGAUCCUAAACGACUUAAGCUUGGAGAUGGAGACUACUUCCAACAGACUUGAUUUCGUGCAGAAAAGAGUGGCCAUGGUGAUGAAGAAGGCCGGCAUCAAGGGUCAGAUCAUGCUGAUCGUGUUCCUGGUUGUUCUGUUCAUCAUUCUUUUUGUUUUGGUGUUCUUGACAUAGCCAAGUGCACCAGGGUCCUCGAUUUUCUCCCUCCCAUUUGUUGUGCCUCCCUCCCUAGUACGAACAUAAGUAUACGUGCUGGAGCUAUCCUUUAUAAAUCCCGAUUUUAAUGCAUUUUGUUCUGCGUGAGAUCACCGUCAUUGGAACGGUGUUAUGGUAUGUAUGCCCUAGUCGCUCUUGUUCGAAGAACUCUGAAGAUCAAUUCUACGACUAAGACGACUUCAUUUUGAGGUACUGUUCAUCAUCCAAAAUGGAGGCAGCCGAUUCGAUUCCUCUUUCUCCACGUAAAGCAAAAUGAGGAUGGGAGCGGUAUUGUUGGAGUGAUGAACAGUGCUUGGUUUAUAGCGUGUAAAAUGGGGACGGGGAGUGACUGUUGGAGGAGAGGAGAUGAGAUGGAUGCGUGCUAAAAGGCAACCGAUACUAAAUGAAUGUUCACCAACCAAAUGAAUGUUGGAACUUUUGUUUCUUAAUUUAUAAUGCCAAGUGUUCGUCUC
Zea mays is the source of this 1308-nucleotide messenger RNA. RefSeq lists its product as uncharacterized. Gene Ontology annotation, biological process: Golgi vesicle transport. The transcript is spliced from 7 exons. NCBI's taxonomy places the organism in Eukaryota, Viridiplantae, Streptophyta, Magnoliopsida, Poales, Poaceae. The coding region runs from base 116 to 814 and encodes 232 amino acids. The record is from RefSeq and is marked provisional. Gene Ontology annotation, cellular component: membrane.